AUGCUCAUGGCGGCAGACUGCGGCGGUGGCUUCCAAGUUGCUGGAUCGAAGAAGGCUCAGCCAAGUGCAUCGGACACAAAAGCGUGCAAGAGGCGCAGCAAGAUCUGGUCCAUCGAUGCCGAAACUCGUAAGGCGACUGUUUGCAGGUCGGCAGUGGCUGAAACAUUAAGUGUGAAUAUAUCAGCCAUGUACGACUGCACUCCCGUCGAAUCCACCGUCCUCUGCGACCCCAUUCUACAACCGCCGGCCUGGAGCUUGGUAUUGAAGCCAUACGCAAGUCGAAAAGCACUACUGGAACCUCCACCUCUCUUCGUCAUGCGUCACCUUUUUGCGUCCUUUCUCGAUAACUGGUACCCGCGACACGCCAACACCCCGGCGACUGGUUCCGGACUCGAAGCCCUUCCCAUCGAAAUACUCGAGAUCAUUUUUCAGUUUGCGUGUACCGAUGGCGGUCGUACGGGAUGCAAUCUUUCCCUCGUAUCCAAGUACAUCCGCGCCACCUCCCGCGCCUACCGCUUUCAUUCCGUUUCGAUGCUCGCCGGCAUCUCCAUCCAACUCGAUCGCCUAUUGAGCGCUCUCAAGGCUGCACAAGCAGAAGCACGAGCGGAAGGCGGCCCGAUGCCUCGUGUGCGCAAUCUGUGCAUCCUCCUCACGCCUGCCUUGUACCCACCGGGCGACUUGGGCUUCAAAACCACCGAUCUAGACCGCGCCAUCCGCCAGCACCAGAAAGCGCUGGUGGCAGGUGUAACACGCGAGGGCCACGUCGACCACAACUUCCGGAUUUUCAAGGUGUACUACGUUGCCUUCCGGAAACUCUUCGCCGCGGUCCACGCCGAUCUGGAGACACUCUGUCUUUUCCGACGCUGCUACAGCAGCUAUCCCGCUACACCACUGAUUCCGUGCCCCCGGGGUUUCCCUCGCCUCCGGGAGUUCACGUUCAAUGAGGACCUCCCGCCGUUCGCACCUCCCACUGACGGCACACCCAUGUACCCAGCCCUGAAGCGGCUGCACAUGACGCUGCUCUGCGAAGAUGCCGAGGUGGGCUUCCCGUGGUGGGCAGCCAAUGCGCCGCAGCUCGGCUGGCUCCGCAUCAACACCGUACACCGCGUCGCCGAGUUCGACGUCCGCAUCGUGUCCCAGCUUGCGCACGUCCUAGGCCCAGACCUAGACGGCCGUCGCACGCGGCACCCAAGCGCACCUGUGCCCUCCUUCGACCAACUUAACACUCUCAUGCUCAUGAUCAGCCCAAUAUUCCGCAUAGAAUACCCCCCUCCACCGCCCGUCGCCUCCGCCUACGUCGCCUCCGCCACAGCGCUCGACGCCGAGCUGCGCGCGCUCGGCGUCCCGCAUACCGUCUUCCAACCACAUUACAGCGAGCAGGACAUUCCUAAGUCGUCGAGGUUCCCCCAGCUGGAAGAGGGCAUGCGCUGCGACUGGCUCUUGCGCCUCGGAGGCGGGGAGGGGCUCUUCACACCGGAGUUCUGGACGAGGCCGCGGGCGGACUCGGAGAUGCGGGUGCCGGGGACCCUGGAGAGUCUGCUAGAUCUUUGGAAGGCAGUGCGGGCGAAGUAA
This is a messenger RNA of Trametes versicolor FP-101664 SS1, 1572 nucleotides long. RefSeq lists its product as uncharacterized. The record is from RefSeq and is a predicted model, not a curated record. The transcript has 5 exons. The coding region runs from base 1 to 1572 and encodes 523 amino acids. Lineage: Eukaryota; Fungi; Basidiomycota; Agaricomycetes; Polyporales; Polyporaceae.